Molecule: messenger RNA, 3370 nt
Organism: Culex pipiens pallens (northern house mosquito)
Lineage: Eukaryota; Metazoa; Arthropoda; Insecta; Diptera; Culicidae
Gene: mino
Product: glycerol-3-phosphate acyltransferase 1, mitochondrial
Exons: 8
Coding region: 517-3210 (897 amino acids)
Cellular component (GO): mitochondrial membrane
Source: RefSeq, a predicted model, not a curated record
CGGUUCGGAAGCAGCAUCGGUUGAGUUUAACCUUCGUAACUGUGGUGGUCUCCGAGACCGAGACCAAGACGACAACGUCGCGGGCUAUCUCUAACCGACUGGGUUCACGGUUCAGCGGGUUCCGAGUUGGUUGGUUUCGGGAGGUUCGGAUUUCUUUUUUCGGUAAUCGCCGACGCCGCGUUUUUGGACAAGUGCCAAGCAAGGGUAGUGCGGUGAGGUGAAUCGUCGGUGACGACUACGGUGGUGGCGUGAUCGAUCCGGAACUGCCGGAUUUUGGGGGCUUUUGAGAGGUUUCUCCUCCGCGCAGCUCAGCUCAAGUGUAACGCACCACGCAAGAAGGAAGACAAGUGUUUUUUUGAAGUGACGAGUUGGGCUUCUUUAUCUGCUGAUAAAUUGAUUGAACAGGUGGUUCCUGCCGGUGUCCAGAAGCAGAGUAGACAAACUCUACAUUGUCCCGACCAGCCGUCAGUGUUGUGUUGUGUCAAAUUAAAAAAAAAAAACAAAAAAAAAGUCACAAUGGUCGGAAUCGUCGAAGUGUUGCUGUUCCUCGCCGUCGUUGGAUACUUCUUCAACAAGAGCAGAGGAACCGACAUGGUGGACAUAAUAUCAAACCGUGUGCAGGAGGCGUACGGGUCGUUCCGUUUGCCGGGGAUGUUCGGUACCGGUGGCACCACGCAGACCGUCGAGGCCGCCGGUGGCUUCUCGACGUACGCGAUGCUGAAGCGUUUCGGCGAACCGAUGCGUCGCGAGCGCCAGAUGAACAAGGACAACGAGCGGAAGCGGCGCGAGGAGAGCCUGUACCAGAUGAAGGAUUCGGCCCCGCCGCACGUUAUGCCCGACAUUCGCACCGGCACGUCCGAGCUGGCGUGCCGGUUCUGCACACCGAACGCACCAGUACAAACUCAGCUGGACGAUGCGGAUCGGCGCCGGACGGCGAUCGACAUUCUGCGCGUGACGAGCCACGCGGGUCGUCGGACGGAUAGUGACGCGACGGAUUGGGGCGUGUGGUGUCCGCACUUGGCGCAGGCGGCUCGGGUGAAGAAGUUUGACUAUCCGCAGGUUGCGGGAGCCGUGAUGGCUGAGGAUCGCGUCCAGCAGGCUCUGGAUACGGCCUGUGACGAGGCGGUGAACGAGAAGCGACAGGAGCUGAUCGCUGCCGGGCAGAGUGACGAAUCGUUUGACGAGGACUCGUACUACAAUCAGAUGCUCAAGAAGCACCAGAAGCGGGCGGAACGGGUAUUGAUCGGUAUGCGUUCGAAGCUGUCCCAUCUGGCUUUGACGAUCACCUCGUGGGUGCUUUACAAGCUGCUGCCAUGUUUUAUAUCCGGGGUGGCCGCCCAUCCUGGGCAGGUAGACAUGAUCAAACGCGCGAUCGCUGCCCAUCCGGACGCUCCGUUGAUCUUCCUUCCGCUGCACCGGUCCCACCUGGACUACAUCAUGGUCAGCUUCAUUUUGCUCAAUCACGACAUUCGGUGUCCGCUGGUGGCCGGCGGGGACAACCUGCGCAUUCCGGUGUUCGGAAACAUCCUUCGGUACGACGGAGCGUUCUUCAUCAAGCGAAAGAUCGACCCGCUGACGGGGAAGAAGGAUCACGUGUAUCGAGCGAUCUUGCAUACGUACCUGCAGAAGGUGCUGACCGCCGGUCACAACGUGGAGUUCUUCAUCGAGGGUGGCCGAACGCGCACCGGAAAGCCGUGCAUGCCCAAGAGUGGCAUCCUGUCGGUGAUCGUAGACGCGUUCAACGAUCGCAGCAUCGCUGAUGCGCUGAUCGUGCCAGUAUCGAUCAACUACGAAAAGCUCGUCGACGGAAACUUUGUGCGCGAGCAGCUCGGCCAGAAGAAGAUCCCCGAGAGCUUCUGGUCGGCCGCGGCCGGCAUCGUAAAGGUACUGAAAGCCCGCUACGGCCUGAUGCGGAUCGACUUUAACGAACCGUUUGCGCUAAGCGAGCUGGUCUCUUCGUUACGUGAGAAAACAACCCCCCAGGAUGUUCAGCAGCAGUUCGGAGUCGACAUGAAGCGCCUCCAGCACAAACCAUCCUCAUCGUCCCUCUUCGGAACGGACGUCGUUCAGGAAGAGCAAGAACUGCGCCACCUCGUCGACAACAUUGCCCGCCACGUGGUGUACGACUGUGCCAAAGCUACCUCGGUCAUGACGACCAACGCGCUCGCAUUCCUGCUGCUGAACCGCUUCCGGGACGGAGCGCCACUUUCGAUCCUCGCAGAAACCCUGGACGAAAUGCGUCGCGUCCUAGAAGGCGAUUCGCGUGAUCUCGGCUUCACCGGAACCUCCGAGGACGUGAUCAAGUACGCCGCCGAGCUGCUCGGCCCCGGCCUGGUCACAAAGGAAACCCGCAACGGCCAACUCUUCGUCAAACCGGUAACCCUAGUCCCGAACGUGAUCGAACUGGCGUACUACUCCAACAGUCUGAUCCCGCACUUUGCGCUGGACUCGAUCGUGAUCACCUCGGCGGUGCUGCUCCACCGGAACGCCGAAUCGCGGUUACGCGCCCAGCAACAGUCCACCGACGACGUCAGCGUGAGUCGAAGGCAGCUGCACCGGACGUGUCUGGAGUUCUGCGAGCUCAUGAAGUACGAGUUUAUCCUGUCGAAGCCGUGCCAAAGUCUGGACACGAUGCUGGACAAUUGCUUCGACAAGCUGCGCAACCGGAAGCUGCUGGCACAACCCACGGUCGAAUACACCGACGAGCAGCAGGCCGCCCAACGGCUGGCCGCCCACAUCGAGCUGGACGAUUACUACGACGACGACGACACGGACUCCUUCAGCGAUGGCCUUUCCGUCAACCAUAACGCCGACGACGAUGCCAACGACCUGGAGCGGGUUUUCCUUCCGGCGGAGAAGCACUGCGACCGGAUCGUGCUGCAGUCGGUGCUGGCCCCGUUCACCAACACGUACGCCGCGGUGGCCGUGUCGCUGAACGCGCUCGUCGGCGGCAACUCGAUGGUCGAGGGCGAGUUCAUCAAGCAGUGCAUCCGGGAGAUUACGGGCCGCGUCGAGGCCGGAGAGUGUAAAUACGGUGAAAGCAUAUCGACCGACACCGUGCGGAACUGUCUCAAGUAUCUGGAGAAGCGGUCGCACAUCGAGAUUACGAACAACGCCGGCGUGCGGAUCGUGUCGCUGGCCGCGAGCAACGAAACGACCGAGCAGGUGCAGACCAUCAUCGACUCGGUGCAGCGGUUCGUGCCACUUUAAGGCGUCGAACUUUGAAGGAGGUGACCAAGAGACUGCGUUAUUGUUUUUUUUUUCUUCUGUUGCGACGAAUUCCGGAGGAGGCAGAGAGCACAUUCAGGUAAAUUUUUGACCUACAUAUUUCCGGUAACAAAUGUUUAGACAAUGGUUAGGCGAGUAGCAA